CAGCAGCAUGAGUCUCAUGGCCACGCCAAUGCCCCCAGCGGCCACGGCGCCAUCCUCUUCGGCCAGCAGCGGUAGUGGUUCCUCCACUCCUGCCCCGGCCAACAAUAACAACAACAACAAUAACCUGCCGUUUGAAAAGGACAAGAUCUGGUACUUUAGCAACGAGCAGUUGGCCAAUUCACCCAGCCGAAGAUGCGGUAUCAAGGGCGACGAUGAGCUGCAAUACCGCCAGAUGACCGCCUACCUAAUCCAGGAGAUGGGCCAGCGUCUGCAAGUGUCACAGCUGUGCAUCAACACGGCCAUCGUGUAUAUGCAUCGAUUCUAUGCGUUCCACUCAUUUACACACUUCCAUCGGAAUUCGAUGGCCUCGGCUAGCCUGUUUUUGGCCGCCAAGGUGGAGGAGCAACCAAGGAAGCUGGAGCAUGUGAUUCGGGCCGCCAACAAGUGCCUGCCGCCGACCACCGAGCAGAACUAUGCCGAUCUCGCCCAGGAGCUUGUCUUCAAUGAGAAUGUGCUGCUACAGACGCUCGGCUUUGAUGUGGCCAUCGAUCAUCCGCACACGCAUGUUGUGCGCACCUGCCAGCUGGUCAAAGCAUGCAAGGAUCUGGCGCAGACCUCGUACUUCUUGGCCUCGAACAGCCUGCAUCUGACCUCCAUGUGCCUGCAAUAUCGACCCACGGUGGUGGCCUGCUUCUGCAUUUACCUCGCCUGCAAGUGGUCCCGCUGGGAGAUACCGCAAUCCACCGAGGGCAAGCACUGGUUCUACUAUGUGGACAAGAGCGUCUCGCUGGAUCUGCUCAAGCAGCUGACGGACGAGUUCAUAGCCAUCUACGAGAAGAGUCCGGCGCGUCUCAAGUCCAAACUCAACUCGAUCAAGGCGAUUGCCCAGGGUGCCAGCAAUCGGACAGCCUCCAAGGAUAACAAGCCCAAGGAGGACUGGCGGGUGAGUGAGAUGAUGAAGGGAUAUCACUCGAACAUUACGCCGCCGCCAGAGCUGGUCAAUGGCAACGACAGUCGUGAACGGGACAGGGAUCGGGAGCGGGACAGGGACAGGGAGCGUGAACGAGAGCGUGAUCAGUCGUCCUCAUCGCUAUUGCCGCCACCGGCGAUGGUGCCGCAGCAGAGACGAUCGGAUAGCAUACACCAGCGUUCGUCCUCGGUGUUGGGUGUAUCGGCCAACGGCUCAUCCUCCUCAUCAUCAUCGUCGUCGUCCUCAAAUCACAAGUUGCCAAACUACCAAGGCGGCAUGCCACCUGACCAGCAUCCAGAUCACAAGUCCAAGCAGCCGGGCUACAGCAAUCGCCUGCCAUCGAGUCAUCAGCGUAGCAGCAGCAGCGGCGGCGGCGGGCUAAGCUCCUCGAGCAGCAGCAGUAGCAGUCAAAGGAGCAACUCUUCAUCCUCGUCGUCGAGUCAGCCUGGUCGUCCCUCUCUGCCGGUGGACUAUCACAAAUCAUCGCGCGGCAUGCCGCCGGUGGGUGUGGGAGGCAUGCCACCUCAUGGCAGCCACAAGAUGCCACCGAGCUCCUCUAAGCCUCAGCAGCCGCCGUCGCAGCAGCAGCUACCGCCGCCCAAUCAUCCAUCCGCCUCAAAUUCUUCUUCGGCCUCAUCGAGCAUGUCCUCCAAGGACAAGUCGCAAAGCAGCAGCAGCAGCAGCAAGAUGUAUCCGAAUGCACCGCCUCCAUACAGCAAUAGUGCUCCUCCUAAUCCCUUGAUGUCGCGCGGCGGCUAUCCUGGGGCCAGCAGCAGCAGCAAUGGGGCACAGCCUCUGCCUCAGGCUGGCUAUGGCAGCAGCCACCGCAGCAAAUCCGGCUCCACCGUCCACGGCAUGCCGCCUUUUGAGCAGCAGCUACCCUAUUCCCAGAGCCAGGGCUACGGUCACAUGCAGCAGCAGCAGCAGCAGGUGGUGCCUCCUCCUCAACAGCAGCAGCAGCAACAGAUACCACCUGAAGCACAGCUGCCGCAGCAGCAGUCCAAGAUGUCCCUCUUCAGUCCCGAGUGGCCCGACAUCAAGAAGGAGCCCAUGGCGCAGCCAUUUAAUGGUCUGCUGCCACCACCGCCUGCGCCUCAGGGUCAUGACUACAAGCUGAACAAUCAUCCGCGCGACAAGGAGAGUCCCAAGAAGGAACGCCUCACGCCCACCAAGAAGGACAAGCAUCGUCCUUCCGCCAUGCAGAUGAGCAGCAGCAGCAGUAGCAGUAGUUCCUCAGGCUCCUCGAAGUCCAUGCUGCCUCCCCACAAGAAGAUGUUGCCACAUGGCGGCCCCGGUGAUCUCCUAGUGCCCAAUCCCGGCGAAAGCGGCAGCAGCCUGAAGCGAGCCAACGAGAUUUCUGGCAGCCAGUAUGGUCUAAACAAGCUGGAUGAGCUGGACAGCGCUGCUCAGCAACCGCGGGAGAAGCUGCGCAAGCUGGAUAACACCACAGGAUUGCCUGCUUAUUCCAGCUACGAGGAGAAACACACGCCUCUGAACAUGUCCAAUGGAAUUGAGACCACACCGGAUCUAGUGCGCAGUCUGCUGAAAGAGAGCCUGUGUCCCACGAACACCUCGCUACUCAAGCCGGACCCCUUGACCAUGCCUGGUCUCAAGCCACCAGCUGAGCUGCUGGAACCCAUACCCCCCACGCCGCCCAUCAAGAAAGAGCCAGGCAUUGCUCCUCUACCCAAUCUAUCGACUGUGGUGGCGCCACCACCAGCCAUGGAAAUGGAUGUGGUGACCAAGCUGGCCCCUGGCGAGAUCAAGGAGGAGAGCAGCAGCAGCAAGUCAGAGAAGAAAAAGAAAAAGGACAAGCAUAAACACAAGGAGAAGGAUAAGUCCAAGGAUAAAACGGAAAAGGAGGAGCGCAAGAAGCACAAGAAGGACAAGCAAAAGGAACGCAGCAGCAGCAGUGGUAGCUCUGCCAACAAGGAGGGCGGCUCCACCCUGGCCAAUGAACCGCUGAAAAUGGUGAUGAUUAAGAAUCCCAAUGGCAGCCUGCAAGUGGGAGCCUCGGCGCCGCUAAAGCUUAAGAUAAGCAAGAACAAAGUGGAGCCGAACAACUAUUCGACGGGAGUGGGCAUGCCGGGAGCUACAGGCUAUGGUUUGCCACAGGCUACGGCUACGUCAGGGGCUAAUUAUGGCAGCAGCGGUGGCGGCGGAGGCGGAGGCUAUAGCUCCUCUGGCGGCAGCAGUUCCGGUGGCAGCAGCAAGAAGAAGCACAGCGAUCGUGAUCGCGACAAGGAGAGCAAAAAGAGCAAGGAUUAUGCUAAAUACAAUGGAGCAGGAGCUGGUUCUGGAGGAGGUAUCUUUAAUCCUCUUGGCGGUGCUGGCGCCGCAGCCUCAAUGGUGGGUGGUGGAAUGAAUGCUCCCCUAAUCAGUGCCAUUCCGCCAUCCAUGCUGCUGGCAGGGCCCAACAACAAUGCAGCUCCACUGCCCAUGGGCCUGGCACCGCCCAGCUCGCUGCCCUCCUCUUCCUCCGCCUACAACAAGAAGUAGUAAAGGUAGCAAGUCCCUUUUAUCUUUGAGGGAGAAGCUAGAUGCUAGAAGCUAGUUGUUUAGGAUUGUUUCACUUUUAAUUAAGCCCAAAAAAAAAGAGUAGGUAACUAAGGAAUGCAAAGCGACGAGAGAUGGAAAGUGGAAGCUGAAGAAGGCGAACUCAAAACAAGCGAAAACUUUAUAUUGUACAGCAUUAAUUAAUUUAUAAUUAUAAAUACAUAGAGCAUACAUACACACACACCGUACACACACACACACACACCACAUAAAGCAGACUAGCUUGUAAGAGAUCCGAAUCCGGAGACACAGAACCAUUCUUCUGAACAACCGUCUUAGCAUUUAAGUUAGCAAAUCAAAUACAAUAUAUAUAUAUAUAUGCUGUACAUAGCCACAAAAGAAGAAGAAAUAACCCACAGGAAACUACACACACACACUGAGAGAUAUAUAGUACCGACUUCCGCUUAGCAAAUAUGUAUACCCAAAAAAAAAAAAGAAAAUAGAAGCCAAGACAACGUAAGAGAACUUCAGAAUAACCAAGGAGCGACGUAGAAACGAAAGCCUGCGCUUUGAUUUUAAAUUAAAGACGCCAAAAAAAAAACAAAAAACAAAACAACUACAUGAUAAAUUAUUUAAAUUUAAAUUAAACAAAAACUAGUUGCUAAAGCGAAAGUUAAGAAAAAGGAGGAUGUGGAAGACGAAGUUGUGUAUCUUUAGUUAGAAAAGUUAUUUCCUUUACCUCUCACUCUCUCUCUCUUGAAAGUUUUGUGCCCCCCAAUUUUACCACUUUACCAACCAAUUUCAAAUUUCAAUUUCCUCACAAAAAACACCUAGCAAUAUUUAUCAUAUUUUUUAUUAUUAUAUACAGUAAUGUAUUCUUUGUCAAUGAAGAGAUAACUAAAUAGAGAUCUGAAUUGUUUCAGCUGAGGAUAUUAUGUUUCAAGAUCGCCUGGAACGUGUUGACGUGUAGCUUUCAUUUGUUUUUAAUUUAUUUUUUAAUUGUAGACUUAAGAAACAAAAAACCACAAUUACCACAAACAAAACAAAAAAUA
Messenger RNA from Drosophila kikkawai, 4518 nucleotides. RefSeq names its product Cyclin T (gene CycT). The record is from RefSeq and is a predicted model, not a curated record. Gene Ontology annotation, molecular function: cyclin-dependent protein serine/threonine kinase activator activity. Gene Ontology annotation, biological process: positive regulation of DNA-templated transcription, elongation; regulation of transcription by RNA polymerase II. NCBI's taxonomy places the organism in Eukaryota, Metazoa, Arthropoda, Insecta, Diptera, Drosophilidae. Gene Ontology annotation, cellular component: nucleus; cyclin/CDK positive transcription elongation factor complex.